Molecule: messenger RNA, 3773 nt
Organism: Toxoplasma gondii ME49
Lineage: Eukaryota; Apicomplexa; Conoidasida; Eucoccidiorida; Sarcocystidae
Exons: 7
Coding region: 1204-3264 (686 amino acids)
Source: RefSeq, a predicted model, not a curated record
CCGCAAGCUCCCAUGGACUUCCUUGCAUGCGUCUUUCCCCAGGCGCCUCGCUGUCCACAGAGUGUGCAAGCUGCUUUCUGGAAAGUCCCGCAAAGCAGUCAGGCGUUCUUCAAUCGUCGUCGCCAGUCUGCGUUCUUCAAAAUCUCCAUACUUUCUGCGUUUUCUCCCUUUGUCUUCCCGCUUCUGCAUCUGUUGAGCUCUCGGUCGGGGACGGAGGACGAGGCAAGUUCUCCUGCGCAUGUGCGGCGGCCUCUUCCUUACCACUUGGUACUUGAGAGUCUCUUUUCGAUUUCUCUCCUUUCCAGGAGGGAGAGCGGACAUGCAGUUUAUCUGACGCAGAAGCUUUUUCGCAGUUUUAGCGCGUCUCCUCUUCCUCCUCUUCGCCGGGUGUGGAGGCGCCUGGCAUUCGCUGAAAACUCCCAUCUGCCUCGUUCUCUCCUCCGCGAACACAAGAGGAAUGGACCUCGAGUUGACGAGGGAGAGCACUGAGAGAGAAGAGAGAGAAAGAAGCGACAGAAAAGAGAAAACGAAGCGGGACCAGCGCGACGUUUCGUGCUCAAUAAGGAAGGACUGGGAGAGAGAGAAUAUGAACUGCACAGAGCUGAAGAAAGAGCAGACGAGGAACUGAGAAAAGAGACUUUUGGAAGGCAUCCAGGAGAAAGGGAGCGCGAUGCCACGAUAGAAAAACGCGAAAGAAGCAGAAAAGCAGCCACAGAGGAGAAGAGACAAGGGGAACGACGCCAGCAGAAGUUUCGCCCACUGCCAGACGCCUGAGGUUUCUGCACUUUUACGAGGAUAAUACCGCAUUUCGAGGGCGCUUCUUUCUCCACGACGGUUCGUUCCCCAAACGAAACGAACUGUCUGUGAAAAGCCUUUGCACGGCCAGCCGCCUUCUACCGCCUCGAAGGAAAAAAGAGAAAAACGGACGUCGGUCUCUUGGCCAAAACUGGGAGAGACCGGCGGUCGCGCUUGGCAUCCGCCGCGGAGUGUGGCGAGCGAUGCGCAGACUGCUCGGUGAUCUCCAAGACGUUUCAAACGCUGAACUCGAGCUCCAGAAGUCCGCCUGCUCAUCGCCGCUCUUCUCUCUCUCGACAGCCUUCGGAGCUCUUCAUCUCCGUCCUCCUUACCGUCGCGCCUUCGUCUCGCUCUUCGUUUUCUCUUUGCGCAGCUUGCUUCGACUUCUCCCGCUUUGUCUGAGGCACAAUGUCGGCGGUUCUCCUCGUCAGGUGCGUGAAGCAGGGAACCUGGUCGUCUCCGAGAAGCUCUGCAGCUCAACGUUUUUCUCGGCGACUUUUCUCCACUGCUUCUGCCUCGCGCCAAAGCGAAGACGCGCCGUCGCUGCCCCCUCAAACGACCCGAGGACUUCUCCACGCUGGACGCCGUCACCGCCUGCUCCAGCGUUUCUGUGCCGCGUCGUUCAUGCCCUCAGCUCCUCGAGAAGACGGCUCAGAUCUGCCUCCCUUCAGCGUCUGUGCUCGGCGACUCUCUCGGAGUCCGGCCCACCCCUCUGAAAAGGCCGCACACUCUUCUCGAUCCUCGACUUCUUCUUCCUCUUCUUCGACCGCUUCUUCAUCUCCUGCUUCUUCCUCCUUCCCUGCUUCGGCCGCUUCGUUUCAAGGGACUGCGUCGUUUCAGGCGCGCGAGGAGCAGCGCAGACAGGCACUGAAGUCCUUCAUUUCUCGCUUAGAUGACCUCUUCAAUCUGCCUCACCAGCAGUGGCUGCCGCUGCACUCCGGUGCGCCUCUGGGUGCGAAGCGAGAGGCCGCCAGGCGGCACGGCGACUCUGGGCGAUUCGCCAAGUCGCGCGAAAAACGCCUGCGGCCGGAGGCGCUGUCUCCAGAGUCGCCUGCAGAGGCAGAGGCUGUGGAGUCACCGAAUGGACGCGAUCGUCUCUCUCCGACCAACGGUCGAGACGACGCGCUGAGUGCUCAGGAGGCGUUCCUCGCCGCAUGCAGACUGGCGAGCACGCGCGGCGACUUCCAGUGGUGCCUGCAGGGACUCAACCUUCUCGUCAACUUCGGUCGACUCCGCCCCGACUGGGAACUCUCGGAUCGACUCAUGGCGCUCUCCCUCCACUGCCGCAGACCUGAACAAGCGGAGCAGCUGCUCAGUGCAUUUCCGCACUUCCUCGCCUGCCCACCGUCGCCGGUUCUUCUCUUCACCCUCAUCGACGAAGCACUGGCAGCAGGCAGGCCUCAAGACGUCCGUAGAAUUUUCGCGACGAUGCGCGAGCAGUGGCAGCUGGCCCUUCGCCCGGCUUUCUACGUCGCGGCCAUUCGCGCGAUGCUUCUUCUCCCGACGUCUGCAGACCAAAGUCUCAAAGAGGCGCAACUGGUUGCAGAAGACGCCGCAGCGCUGGGGGUUCCCUUGCCUCCUGUGGCUCACCAGCUGCUGGUUGAACGCGCGUUGACUCUCUUCGAGGAGCGCCUGCGGCAAGCAGAUUUGCCUGGCGACUCGGGAGACAGCGUCGCUGCUUCGGCCGAAGAACCGCAGUCGGAACACCAGGGAGGAGACGAGACAGACAGCGCUCGCGCCGGCGCUUGCUACACCACGGAAGAGUUGCUCAACCUGGCACAAGAGUCGCACAAUCGCCUGCUGGUCGACCAGGCAAGAGACGCGGUGCGUCGUCACAUCUCCGGUUCGUCUUCUCUCGCCGAUUUCUCCGCCUCCCUCACGUUCCCCCCGGCCCAGCGGAUCCCCAGAGCUGAGGUCUCUGAACUCUUCCUCUGGAACCGGGCGCCGAACGCGCAUCUUCUUGCGCAAGCUGCUUGGCUGCAGUGGGCGGCUGAGCGGUUCGCGGAGAGGCACAACGCGGACGCAGAACACGGUGGAAGCGAGCGCCAAGCAGACGGAGAGAAGGCCGACGACAAACCAGGCGCGAGGCGACGGCGGAGGGCGCAGUCGGGAGGGAAGCUUGCUUCCUGGAUUCAGUUGCUUCAGCAAUCGUGCUCGGCGAGUCUUCAAGAGCUGGCCGGCGGUAUCGACAGGGGCAGCUCACUCCAUCGGGGCCUGCCUCCGGCCCUCUUGGCGGCGUUGAUACGGUCAAGUGACGCGUCUCCUCUGGCGUUUCCUGUCCUUCCAGAAGACGGACAGAAAAGAGAAAUCGUUCUGAGAAAAAGGAACGUUCUCUUGAAGGAGAGGCGCGAGGCAGCCCAGGCGCUUCGUGCGCUCCAGCAUUCUGCCUUCGCAGACAAACUGCCUCCGGUUCAUGUCCUCUCUGCCCUUCUUCGCUCGGGCGCCGACGUCGGGAGCGCUUCCUCUUGAAGAAGCAGGAGCAAGGCUCGGACUCCUUCGCGGAGUGUGUUUAGGAGCAAAACAUCACGCCGUCGACACAAGAGAAGAAACGAGAAAACGCUGGCGUAUCUGGACAGCCGAAGAACCUCCUCGAAUCGCUCUGUCUGCGUCACGGCGCCCGUCCUCGAAGGACACCAUACGAAGGAAACCUCGUUAGCGAGUGCUGUCGUUCUAAGCAUGAAAGCGUCCGUGGAAGCAUGUCACUCAACAGAUGGUCUUUCUUUUUGUCCAGCCACGCAACCAAAGACCUCAAACUUUGCGUUUUCUUCUACGCUCUCCACUUGCUGUGGCGAAAAACCAUUCAAUCUAAACCUGUCGCGCCGGCCGGCGAAGAACGUUUUCCAAGCUGCCGCGAAUAUGGGCAGAACCAGUGGUGCUGAAGUCGAGACCCUCGUCGUGUGCUGAUCCUACUCGCUUCUACGGUGUCUGUACACCGGGCAACGCUGAAACGGCCUUACCUCAAACCUCUCUCUUUAGCG